This is a messenger RNA of Galeopterus variegatus (Sunda flying lemur), 1755 nucleotides long. It is a transcript of the gene RPS6KB2, whose product is annotated as ribosomal protein S6 kinase, 70kDa, polypeptide 2. Bases 78 to 1535 code for a protein of 485 amino acids. The transcript has 15 exons. Lineage: Eukaryota; Metazoa; Chordata; Mammalia; Dermoptera; Cynocephalidae. Gene Ontology annotation, molecular function: ATP binding; protein serine/threonine kinase activity. Gene Ontology annotation, biological process: protein phosphorylation. The record is from RefSeq and is a predicted model, not a curated record.
GUGAAGGCCCGGGCCUGGGACUGUCUGUCAGAGCGCGGCCAGGUACGGGCCGAGGGGCCCGCGGGGCCGGCGCCGCCAUGACGGCCGUGUUUGACCUGGACUUGGAGACGGAGGAAGGCAGCGAGGGCGAGGGCGAGCCAGAGUUCAGCCCCGCGGACGCGUGUCCCCUUGCCGAGUCGAGGGCGGCUGGCCUGGAGCCUGUGGGACACUAUGAGGAGGUGGAGCUGACUGAGACCAGUGUGAACCUGGGCCCUGAGCGCAUCGGACCCCAUUGCUUUGAGCUGUUGAGUGUGCUGGGCAAGGGGGGCUAUGGCAAGGUGUUCCAGGUGCGAAAGGUGCAAGGCACCAACUUGGGCAAAAUAUAUGCCAUGAAAGUCCUGAGGAAGGCCAAAAUUGUGCGCAAUGCGAAGGACACGGCACACACGCGGGCUGAGCGGAACAUUCUAGAGUCAGUGAAGCACCCUUUCAUUGUGGAACUGGCCUAUGCUUUCCAGACUGGUGGCAAACUCUACCUCAUCCUCGAGUGCCUCAGUGGUGGCGAGCUCUUCACACAUCUGGAGCGCGAGGGCAUCUUCCUGGAAGACACAGCCUGCUUCUACCUGGCCGAGAUCACACUGGCCCUGGGCCAUCUGCACUCCCAAGGCAUCAUCUACCGGGACCUUAAACCUGAGAACAUCAUGCUCAAUAGCCAGGGCCACAUCAAACUGACGGACUUUGGGCUCUGCAAGGAGUCGAUUCAUGAGGGCGCUGUCACUCACACCUUCUGCGGCACCAUUGAAUACAUGGCCCCCGAGAUUCUGGCGCGCAGUGGCCACAACCGGGCGGUGGACUGGUGGAGCCUGGGGGCCCUGAUGUACGACAUGCUCACUGGAUCGCCACCCUUCACCGCGGAGAACCGGAAGAAAACCAUGGACAAGAUUGUCAAGGGCAAACUGGUGCUGCCCCCCUACCUCACCCCAGAUGCCCGGGACCUUGUCAAAAAGUUUCUGAAGCGGAAUCCCAGCCAACGGAUUGGGGGUGGCCCAGGGGACGCUGCUGAUGUGCAGAGGCACCCCUUCUUCCGGCACAUCAACUGGGAUGACCUCCUGGUUCGCCGUGUGGACCCCCCUUUCAGGCCCUGUCUGCAGUCAGAGGAGGACGUGAGCCAGUUUGACAGCCGCUUCACGCGGCAGACACCAGUGGACAGUCCAGACGACACGGCCCUCAGUGAGAGCGCCAACCAGGCCUUCCUGGGCUUCACGUAUGUGGCACUAUCCGUCCUGGACAGCAUCAAGGAGGGCUUCUCCUUCCAGCCCAAGCGGCGCUCCCCCCGGCGCCUCCACAGCAGCCCCCGCACCCCCAUCAGUCCCCUCAAGUUCUCCCCCUUUGAAGGGUUCCGGCCCAGCCCUGGCCCACCAGAGCCCAUGGAGCCACCUCUCCCUCCACUCCUGAUGCCACCGCCACCAGCACCACCCUCGAGCACUGCCCCUCUUCCCAUCCGUCCCCCCUCAGGGACCAAGAAGUCCAAGAAGGGCCGUGGGCACCCUGGGCGCUAGGAGGAUGGGUAGGGAUGAGGGUAGCUGGACCCUGGGCCAGUUCCAGAGACCUGGGGGUGUGUUUGGGGUAUGGGAGUGUCUUUGUCGAGGGUGGCUGUACCCUGGAAUCAUGAGUGUGGAGAGUUACAGGCUAUGGCUGCUGGUGGAGGGGCCACCACCCACCUGGCCUCCUGCAUCCAGCUGUGCCCGUGGACAUUAAAGGAUUGAAUCAUGACACCAA